GUGACAUCGACGCUAUCUUGGGCGAAACUGCGGUGAAGAGCGCAGGGAGGAGAUUAUAUUCGGAGCUCAUUUCGUCGGUGGUGAUAAAUUGAAUCCCCUCUCAAUCGAUUCAACGCAGAAACGAGCGAGCAAGGAAGGGAAAAGAAAAAAAAGAACUCAAGAGAUCGAACCAGAAGACAGAGGAAGAAGAAGCGGAGAAAGAUGUCGUGGAAUGUUUACGUCGAUGAUCAUCUUAUGUGCGACAUUGAGGGCAAUCGCCUCACAUCUGCGGCCAUUAUCGGCCAUGACGGCAGCGUUUGGGCCCAAAGCGAUACUUUCCCUCAGUUCAAGCCUGAAGAAAUUACUGCCAUCAUGAAUGACUUCAAUGAACCCGGGGUGCUUGCUCCAACUGGUUUGUACCUUGGUGGUGCCAAAUAUAUGGUAAUCCAAGGGGAGCCUGGCGCUGUUAUUCGUGGGAAGAAGGGCCCAGGUGGGGUUACUGUUAAGAAGACUGGUUUGGCUUUAAUCAUUGGCAUCUAUGAUGAACCAAUGACUCCCGGUCAGUGCAAUAUGAUUGUUGAAAGGCUUGGAGAUUAUCUCAUCGAACAGGGUCUCUAAAUAUCAGGAAACCGUAUUGUUUUUAUAAUAGUCUAUGGACUCUUGAGUGGAGAUGGGUUUGAUGCUUGAGGAUUGAUGCUUGUGUUUCUCGUUAUUAGUGUUGUCUCUUUCACCUUUUACCUUGAAAUAGUGUGGUGGUUUUCAAGUGAGGUCUAUGUCGUAGUUACAGUGACUUCGAAAUGUAUGUUGUAAACCAAUCAGCAUAAAUUUAUUAAUACCCUUUCAUUUUAUCCGUUGA
This is a messenger RNA of Cucurbita pepo subsp. pepo (vegetable marrow), 835 nucleotides long. Its product is annotated as profilin-1. Gene Ontology annotation, cellular component: cell cortex. The record is from RefSeq and is a predicted model, not a curated record. Lineage: Eukaryota; Viridiplantae; Streptophyta; Magnoliopsida; Cucurbitales; Cucurbitaceae. Gene Ontology annotation, molecular function: actin monomer binding.